Vitrella brassicaformis is the source of this 3540-nucleotide messenger RNA. NCBI's taxonomy places the organism in Eukaryota, Vitrellaceae. The record is from the annotation of a GenBank genome assembly.
CCGCUGCAUAGGCUGCUGGUGGUGCGGGUGGUGCGAAUGCGGGUGCAGGCGCUGCCUGUGGUGCUGGCGGGGUCGGUGAAGGGAAGAGCAUGGCCGGCGGCCCUUAGCCCCCUCGGCGGAGCGACGAAGCCCUCGGCAGCGGGGCGCUCGCCUCCGAUGACUGUUGCUGGGGUGCGGGUGGUAGUUGGAUGACGCUGGCCUUCCUGGGCACCUCACGCGGCGACACCGGGGGGCAGCUCGACCGGCCUGACACACACGAGAGAGAAACAGCGGUAGAGAGACGGUUCAUGGGAUGGCGGUCUGGAUGAGUGUGCGUGUCUGUGUCUGACUUACUCAAAGCCUUCGAUUUCUUGCUGUGGGUCCAGUGUGGGAUGGGUAGUUGUUGGGGAGCUCCUCUCGGGGGUGCUCCACCUGCACCUGAGGAUGGCAGGGCCGGCGCGGCAGCUCCCUCAGCCACCUCCUUGCCCUCCUGGAUGAUGAUCUGUUCCUGCUGCUGCGCCGCCUUCUUCUGCUGCUUGUGUGCGAGUGGGGGGAGGAACUCCUGGUCUGCGGCCUGCACAGCGCGGUACUUGUCGCGGUGCUUGAGGAGGGAGUAGAGGGCGACCUUGAGGGAGGCGAUGGUGUCGGAGCGGGGCCGUAUCUUGUGCAGGAUCUUGGGGCUGCGGUGGCCCCGCAUCAACACGUCGGUACUGCAGGUCCUCGUGCCACACCACACCCAGCUGGUUCUCGCGAGAGGGAUGGGGGGAGGAGGUGACGGUGACGUCGAACCGACGCCGGAGGGACCCAUCGUCGUCCUCCUCGCGGAGGGCCACACGCCCCUUGGCCUCGCGCAGGAUGACACGGGCGCACUUGCUCAGCAACGGCGGGUCCAACAUGCGCACCGCCCCUCCUCUGAUCGACACGAAAGACACGGGAGUGAGAAGCUUGUUUGUGUGCGGUGUUCGUUUCCCCAUCGCUGUGUGGUGUGCGUACCGUCAUGGCUCUCGUCGGCGCUUUCGUCGCCCUCGUUGGCGACGUCCUUCUUGCUACCCUGCCCCACACACACGCUGCAUACACAGACACAGACCGGCACCCAUCAGAUCAGAUCGUCAUUGUCCCGUCUCGCCCUCCCUCCCUCCCUCCCUCCCACGUGUGCCUUACGUGUCCGUCUGAUUGAAUUCUCGUUAUCGCUAUCCCUGGUCUCGAUGCGCAUUCCCCCCUGCACCUCCUUGCUGCCCGCGCCGCUUUGGCCCUUCCACGCAUCGCUCCGGCACGCCCCCAACGCCAGAGGCUCAGAGGGAUGGUACUCGGCCGGCAGAGAGGCAGAUGGGGGCUUGGCGGCCUCGAACCAAGACGAAGACGCCGCCGCUGCGGCAGCGGACUGCUCACAUGAGCCUGAGGAAGGAAAUGACACAAGAAGGAAAUGACACAAAAACGGGAUGCCAAUACAUUCACUUAUCAUGUGUGUCUCCUUGUUGCCUCUCUCACCGGCAGCAGCAGCAGCAGGAGCGUCUUUGUCCUCCUUGCGCGGCUUGUCCCCUCCCCGUUCCUUGGCGCUGCCAGCACUCCUGGCCUUCUUGGACGCAAGGCCGUCCGAACCGCUGCACGACGGGACCCCGCCCUCCCCACUUGGCUCGCCGUCCUCAGCCUUGGUCUGGGGGGUGCGGUGGGAGGCGACUGUGAGGGUGAGUGCUCGUGUGGUCGUUUGGCGGCCUUUUUCUUGCCCUAGGGGAUGAAGCGCUGCGAUGGGUCGUCGGCGUCGGAGUCGGGGCUCCAUUCCAUGGGGGAAUGGGAUGAUGAGCCAGCUGCUGUCGUCGCCCUUGGAGAAGAACCAGUGGUCGGUCUUCUCACAGUACGACCACCUGCAGCACCCACACAACACACCAUGAGACGAGAGCCAGCAUUCAUCCAUGUGUGUGUCGGCUGUGCAUAUCCCAUCCUGUGUCUGCUGCCCACCUAAGCUGCUCUCCCUCCUUGAUGGUUUUGACGGGCGUGAUGGCAACUACAGGUGUCUGGGCACCCACACACUCGCGCACUUGACCCUGGGCCCCCACUCGGGUGCACUGGCGUCGAUGGUGCCGUGGUUGAUGGACACCGCUGGCAGCCAGACGUGAGCAGAUGCUGUCGCCGAACAGCACCGGGUUGGCCCCCGCCCUCGCCCCGGCGGCUUGUCCCGCCUGUCCUGCUCCUCCUGGCCGAAUGUGGGCUUGUGUGACGGCUUGCUGGAGCCGUCGCGGUGUUCAGACCCGUUCGACACGAGGCUCAGGUGUCCCAGCCAGUCGAGGUUGGCGAUCUCGGCGCUGCAUGGGAUGGACAUGCUGAAGCACUUGUCCCGCUCGGCCUUGAGGUCGACAUAGGGCAGCAGGAGGCAUCCUGCUGCGGACCUCCUCGGUGUACUGGGCCGAGCUGCUGUUGGGGACUGACGGGCCAGUCCAGGAGGUCCCGCCGCGCGACGAUCUUCUUCUUCUCCUUGCUUGGACGGUGUGUGGGGGGUAGGGCCGGGUGCCCGGCUCCAGCUGCCAGAUGUGGCCUUGCAUGCGCUGGUAGUUCCAGUUGGAAGAUGAUCUGCUCGUCGGUCUCGAGACGCGCGGCGCGGUAGGACGUCCAGCAGGAAGGAGAGGGACAGGUAGGCCGGCGCAGUAAAAUGGUCGACUUGAAGAGGUCAUGGUCCUCAUCCAAACCUACGCAAGAGCCACACACCGAAGGGAAAGGUGCAUGUGAUGUGUAAGCUGAGGUCUCUCUCCCUGUGCGUGUGUGUGUGUGUGUGGUUGCUUUGCUUACCGACGGGUAUCAUUUCAUCGUCGACCUCUACGUUGACCUGGUUCUCCCCUCCCGCCUCUUCCUCAGCUGGACACACACGCGGCCCCGGAUAUGCUGGCACAAAUGCCGCCCUCCCACCCAUCCCACCCUCAGAUACACACAACCCCGCCCCACAACGCAGUCCACGAAGCAGGCAUGGCACUAUCACGACACAAAUGGAGGAAAUCAUGGCCGUAAAUCACACUAAACGCACCCAUUCUCGCAGCCAUCCAGCACCGUAGUGGGACAAGUACAUGUAAUCAAAUGCAUGUAGCAAGACCAGGAAACGCAACGAGGUGUGUGCGCUGACGCCACCCUGCUGAGGAGAGAAAGGACGCUAGAAGGAAGACGCUCACAAAAAAUACGUCGUGUGUCGGUCUGUCUGUCUGUGUGGGAGGCCUGGGGGGAAAAGAGCGAUUUGCCUCCAAUUCCCGCCUGCCCGCCUCCGUCCCUGGCCCGGUCGGCCUACAGCACAUCCAUGCAUCCAUCCAUCCAUCCACCCGACCAAACAUCGACAACACUGCAGGCAGCCGGCAAGCCUGCAACUAGCUCAACCAUUGAAGCACCUCUGACCCACCCUGUCUGUCGGUGUUUGUACGUCCGUGCCAUUUAUGCUCUCACGAAGAGGCCGGCACGGACGUACGCGUGAAUGUGAAGUGCGUGUGCGUGUGCGUAUGUGUGUGUGUGGAUUGGGGGUCGUCGGUGCAGUGCAUCUAUCUCCCUCCUCCUCUCUCAAGAAACCCAGCUACGCAUCCAUAUCCA